Spirodela intermedia is the source of this 1026-nucleotide messenger RNA. The record is from the annotation of a GenBank genome assembly. NCBI's taxonomy places the organism in Eukaryota, Viridiplantae, Streptophyta, Magnoliopsida, Alismatales, Araceae.
AUGCCGUUCCUCCGCGUCGCGCUCUUCUCCGCCGCCGCUUCCUCGGCGGCGCUUCCACGGGGGCCAUCCCCGCCGUCGUCUCCGCUGGAGGCGGUCUCCGUUGUCGAUUACCUGAUCGACUCAUUUGGAUUCUCCCAGGAGGAAGCGGCCAGGGUUUCCAGGCGCCUCAAUCGUUUGAAGGCCCCUCGGAAUCCCGAAUCUGUCCUAGCGUUCCUUAAGGGGAAGGGAGUGAGCGAGGCGGCGGUGAGAGAAGCCGUGUCCCGCCGGCCGACGCUGCUCUACGUGGACGUGGAGAAGACCCUGGCUCCCAAGUUCAGAGCCUUCGAGGAGAUGGGUUUUUCUGGCACGGAUCUGCUGAGGACGCUCGGGCGGAACAGCAGCUUCCUCCAUUACAGCCUCGAGAAGAAGCUGAUGCCCAACAUCUCUCUCCUACAGAGAGAAUGCGGGAUCUCCGGCCGGAGGAUCUUCAAGGUCCUGAAGAGGAGCUCCCGGCUGGUCGGCCGCAGCACGAGCUCGCUCAAGGACCUCAUACGGCGCGUCAGAGAAUUAGGGUUCUCCCAUGGGUCGGUGGCGUUCGAAACGGGCCUCCACGUCGCUGACUCCCUCAGCCAGAGCUCAGUGACCGAGAAGCUGGCAUUCCUGCAGAGCUUGGGCUGGACGGAGGAAGAGACCCUGCGGGCAGUCCGCCGAUAUCCUCUGAUUCUGGGACUAUCGGAGAAGAAGCUCAAGGAUUCGAUGCAGUUCUUCGUGGGGAAAAUCGGAUGCGACGCAUCGUACCUGGCGGCCAACGCGAUCCUGCUCACAUUUAGCAUCGAGAAGAGGGUCAAGCCACGCUACCGAGUCUACCAGACUCUCCAGCUGAUGAAGGUUCCCGAGGGGGGAUGGAGCCUGCUCUCCCUCUUCUCCGUCUCCGAGAGCGUCUUCCUGAACAGGUUCGUCCUCAAGUACGUGGACAGGCACCCUGAACUGAGGGAAGCUUACGACAGUGCAGGGUUUGGAACCAAGCUUCAUGUAUCCCUUGGAUGA